AUGAGUUGGAGUGCAUUCAAUCAAUACAUCAGUGAAGAAGAAAAAGGAUUAAAAUGCGUUUGGACCUACAACAGUGGAGACCUAUCUGAGUCUGAGGCCGCUGAAGAGGCUGAGGAGGAAGAACUGUGGAACUCUUCUAGAUCCUCAUUUGCAGAAGAAAGAAGAGAACAAGAGGAAAUAAAGAAUAGACCGGUAGAAAGCGAGAAGCGUGUUAUCCCCAAACGAGGACUCGCCUCUUUCUACAGCGAACGCGAUGUUGAGAUUGCUGUCAACUCUGCCGUCUCAUCAGCUCUUCAACGUGCUCGUCAAAGACAUUCAGAUGGUCAACAAGCAGAAAGCCCAGGAACCCGCCGUCGUUUUGUCAGGUCGAGCGUACCGUCCUUACCACAGCGUCAUUUUGACAUUCCCUCAUCCUCAUCCUCAUCCAACGCAAGGACGCUCAAUCAGGACUCGUGCUGA
This is a messenger RNA of Cylindrotheca closterium, 459 nucleotides long. The record is from the annotation of a GenBank genome assembly. Lineage: Eukaryota; Bacillariophyta; Bacillariophyceae; Bacillariales; Bacillariaceae.